GUAAUGAAGUCAAAAGGAGCGAAUACUAUUAUUGCUGUUGACGUAGGCUCAGAAUAUCCAGCGGAGUUAACCAAUUAUGGUGACCAUCUGUCUGGGUGGUGGUUAUUAUGGAAGAAAUGGAAUCCUUUCAGUGAAAAAAUAUAUGUAAGUGAUGAAUGUAAACUGUUGAUAUGGUAUGGUAUGGUACUAUGGUAUGGUAUGGUAUGGAAUGGUAUGGUGCAUGGUAUGGUGUAUGCUAUGGUGUAUGGUAUGGUAUGGUGUAUGGUAUGGUAUAGUGUUGUGGUAUGGUAUGGUAUGGUAUGGUAUGGUAUGGUAUGGUAUGAUGUAUGAUAUGGUGUAUGGUAUAGUAUAGUGUGAUAUGGUGUGGUAUGGUAUGGUAUGGUAUGGUAUGGUAUGGUAUGGUAUGAUGAUAUAGUGUAAUGUGGUAUCGUAUAGUAUAGUAUGGUGUGGUAUGGCAUCGUAUGGUAUGGUAUGGUGUGGUAUUUUAUGCUAUAAUCAAUUUUCUUGUAUACAAUAUUUAAUUAUUUAUUUUCGUUAUCUCGCUUCUAGAUUCCCAACAUGGCUGAGAUCCAGAGUCGUUUAGCGUACAUAUCAUGUAUGCGACAGUUAGAAGACUUGAAAGAAAAUAAAUAUUGUGAAUACCUCAGACCUCCUAUAAACAGGUAAUUAACAUCUAACAAACCGCAUACUGUGGCAAUAUUUAAAACGAAAUGAGCAGGAAUGCCAGCUUAGGGCUUUUCGAGUUCGAAAAGAGAUAAACUCUAAUCGUUUUGAUAGUAAAUAAAAGAAAAGCCUUAUUAACAAACAAGGGCAGUUUGUCAUUGAAUUUACCACAUAGACAUCUGAACGCUACCAGUACUUUUGAAAACGACCUACCGAGGGUCGAUAGUCUUCUACGUACUAGUUAAAACAUGAGCAUCCGAUCUUUAUCUGAUAUACAAACUCGAGCCGAAGGCCGAGAGUUUGUAUAUCAGAUAAAGAUCGGAUGCGAAUGUUUUAAUGUGCUUAAAAAACGACCCAUUUCAUGAGUUCAUUGAGUAAUUUUAAAAAUAAGCAUUGUCUAAGCCGAGAAAAUCAAAGCUGAAGUUUAUGUAAAUCAGGACAAAUUUUUAGUAAUGUUUACAACACGGACGUGAAUAUUGUAAACAACUUAAAAAACGACUCAUCUUAUGAGUUCAUUGGCGAAGUAAUUUUAAAAAUAAACGUUGUCUAAGCCGAGAAAGUUUAUGUAAAUCAACAUGAAUCUGUAUCACAUAUACAGAUACGACACGCUUAUGAUUUUUCUUUGUGUUUUCUUCAUGAAUUAUUAAUGAGUUUUUUAAUCCGAUUUACAAAUUAGUAUUUGAAGUACCAAUUAAAACACGAGCAGGAGUGUUUUAUCAUAUUUAACACGACUAUAUACCGUAUACCGUCUCGUUAGUAUUCUUUAUAUAAAGAAUACUGAUUAGGACGGACUUUUAUUUAAAGAAUACUAAUGAAGAUGAGUUUUAUCAGGUACAAAGCCUCUUCACGUGACAUAUUAUGGUUGACAUGAUUUGCCAAUAAGCUUAUCAAUUAUUAAUUAGCGUUUGAUCAUUUUAGAUAGCUUACAAUUUGAACAAGAAAUGAAUGAGUUGUUUGCCUCUCAUUGCUAAUGUAGAAGUAUAAUGUGGCUUUAGCGUUUAGGUAGACAAUUUUAUCAUUACACUGCCACGUCCGUUGAUCAAAAGGUAAUUUAAACUUUGUUACUUUUCAGAUAUCACACGUUAGAAUUUGGCAAAUUUAGUGAAAUUUUGGUACGUAUUUCCUCGCUAACAACUAUUAGCUCCAGAAACUUUUACAGUGAACAAUUGUUUGAUACCUAUGAGUUUAUGACAAGCAGAUACGGAGCUUUACAGUCAUUGUUUUCAUUGUAGAAAAUAGGUUAUGAUUAUGGUCAAGAGAUAUUCCAAGAGUGGGCAAAAAGCAAGAGGUCUGACCUGUUCCCCGAUCUUGCCACCAUUAGCUCUGCAAGUCGCCCUGAGGUAUGGAAGGAAUGUUGUUUCAGUGUAUGUCAUUACAUUGUGUGUCAUUAGUAUGUCAGCCAUGGAGGUCAUGUUUUCAUUUGUGCUUGUAUAUGUGUUUGUGUAGCACGAUGGUUAGAUAUGACAUCAGAGUGGCCUCUGGUUAAAUUUGAAAUCGUUUUUGUACAUUUUAGCUUCAUGAAAAGCGACCAGUUAGCAACGUGAAAUCGAUCUCCGAUUUCGCCAAGCUCGUCUCGCGGGUUGAACACCCGCACAAACCCCUUAAAUUCAUCACAGCCUUGCCCGAGGGUUACGAGACCUCUGACGAUGAAGAUGGCGGCGCGGUCAGCGAACCUCAUCGCUCAGGAUCACUUGGGGAUCACGAGGAACUUCUAGGUGGUGGUGAUGGGGGGAAUUUUGGGGUAGGAUUCUCUAGCACUGAUGAAGCUGACUAUAAGGUUAGUAUAUUGAAUGUUUUGGUCCAUGUAUCUGGCUGGGUGAGAUAAAUCGUGUACUUGCAUAACGGAGGUUGCUUCAGUGGCUCUGCAACUGCGGUUACAAUUUGCAGUUAUUUUUUAUAAAUGUUCGCCAAUAAUUUUCAUAGUAAGGAGUGACACUUAGUUUAGAACUGAUAGAGCUAUCUAGUAUAAAUAAAGUUGGUUUAGUUUAGGUUUCCAGUCCUGUAUAACGCUGGAUCAAUAAGAAAUUAUCCUUACUGGACCUCUAGGAAGACCAGUCCAGAACUGAUAGAGCUGUCCAGUAUAAAUAAAGUUAGUUUAGUGUAGGUUUCCUCCUGUAGUAACACUGGGUCAAUAAGAGAUGUCUGUUGCUGGAUCUUCAGGGAGAACAGUUUAGAACUGAUAGAGCUGUCCAGUAUAAAUAAAGUUAGUUUAGUUUGGUUUUCCUCCUGUAGUAUCACUGAAUAAAUAAGAGAUGAUUCUUACUGGACCUCUAGGAAGAACAGUUUAGAACUGAUAAAGCUAUCCAGUAUAAAUAAAGUUAGUUUAGUUUAGGUUUCUUCCUGUAGUAACACUGGAUCAAUAAGAGAUGAUCCUUGCUGCGUGGUCCUUUAAGAAGAACAGUGUAUAGAACUGAUGGGGCAAUGUAGUGUAAUUAAAGUUAGUUUAGUGUUGGUUUCCCCCUGUUGUAACACUGGAUCAAUCAGAGAUGAUCUUUACUGGACCUCUAGGUCUUCGCUAAAAAGCUAUCCGGUAUAAAUAUAGUUAUUUUAGUUUAGGUUUCCUCUUCGAUUCAAAUAAAUAUCCAUUUCUUCUGUCCUAUCUUUUAGUCUGACGACAUACACGUUCGACGAAGGACUGGCACUAGAAUGUUUCGCCUGAGCAGUUCAGAACCUCCUGAAUGAUGGUAUUUAAUAAACUACGGAUACAAUGAAUUAAUAUAAAGAAUAUUUAUAUUUUGAUCAAAAUGUUGUAGUAUUUGUAAAGUGUGUGACAUAUAUAUUUUAUAAUAAGAUUUUUUAUUUAAACUGUGAUUCUUUUGUCUAUAAAACAUCCAUGGUAACGGUACCAUCCAGUUACGAUCCAGUGAUCAGAAUGUUCCGUUGUUAUUAGGGGCUGUUCAUAUGGGGCGAGCCAGCCCAGGUACCCGAGUUAGCGUGGUUUAGACGAGAUCCUGCCUUUGUUAUUAUUUCCUACUAAAUUUUAUUUUGCGUUUAUAUGGGAACCGAGCUGGCCCGUCUAAUGUAAAAGUUUCGUGUAAACACGGGAUAAAAUUGGCUCGCCUUCAUAUAAACUGCUUGAAAAACUCAUGGAUGAUAUUUCAACAAAAGAAUGGCACCAUCAGGGUGUUAGCUAGCCCAUAUACUGUCCGUUUGACGGACUCUUCCCAAUUGAAGUAGCUAAGGGGCUUUCCCAACUGGGUCUACAGGAAGAUUUUCAUUUUUUCUGAUGAGAAAGUCAUUGCGUUUGAUUUUAUAUUAUUAUAUCAAAGAACGUUUUAUUUACUUUUUCCCAUUAACUAUUUUCUCAAAAUGUAUCGCGUUUCAUUCAUAUUGGGUGUGUAUUCACUGAAAUGAAAUUUACAAAACAAAGUGUAAUCGGUGUGCAUCCGAGUUCAUUCACCGGAAAUGAAAUAUACAAAACGAAGUGCCAUCGCGGGUGCAUUUUUCAGUGUUCAUUCACCGGAAAUGAAAUGUACAAAACCAAGCUACCGUUGUUUGCAUCUAAGGAGAAACACGUUGGAAAAAAACACUAUUUAUUCCUACACAAGGACUUUGAUCGGUCAAAAAAACUUUCCCAAUUUACGUUUAACGGACAAAACGUUUUUCUUCUGGCUAACACCCUGACCAUGCAACAUGGCCGAACAGCAAAUUAUUUUUAAAUUUUACGACACAUAUUAUGAUAUUAAGAAAGUAAAAAUUUUAUUAGCUAUCAUUUCGUUAUUUGCAAUAUCUUCAUCGCCUUUUAAAUGAAUGAUAGUAAAUAAAAAUACAGUCUCGAAACUCGGCCAAAGUCUUCAUGUAUGUCGUAUCGUUUUGUUCUUCAUCUUCCUCUUUUAAACGCACUGUAUGUGAAUUAACUAUGGUUCGAAUGGAAGGGCAGGUCGAGAAGGACUAUUUCUGCUUUUACAAUCUUUAACAAAGUCAAAAUUUUUCAUCUUUUGUUCAAGAGUUGUGUUCCAGGAAACCACAGUGGCUGGAUUACUCAGAAAUACUUGAUUUUCAAUCUUUCCUACUUGUCGUCCGAUGAAUAAGAAAUCUUCGUAUGGAAGCUCGUUUUCGAAGUUUAGAUCUG
Messenger RNA from Paramuricea clavata, 4735 nucleotides. The record is from the annotation of a GenBank genome assembly. NCBI's taxonomy places the organism in Eukaryota, Metazoa, Cnidaria, Anthozoa, Malacalcyonacea, Plexauridae.